Messenger RNA from Lactuca sativa (garden lettuce), 845 nucleotides. Its product is annotated as protein mago nashi homolog. Gene Ontology annotation, biological process: RNA splicing. Lineage: Eukaryota; Viridiplantae; Streptophyta; Magnoliopsida; Asterales; Asteraceae. The record is from RefSeq and is a predicted model, not a curated record. Gene Ontology annotation, cellular component: nucleus; exon-exon junction complex.
UACAACUUAAAAAUUUAAAUCCAAGGAGCCUCCGGAAGAGAAAUGGCGGAAGAGGAGAACGGAGCGACCGGCGGCGGGGAGUUUUACCUGAGGUACUACGUAGGGCACAAGGGAAAGUUUGGACAUGAAUUUUUGGAGUUUGAGUUCCGACCUGACGGGAAGCUCCGCUACGCCAACAACUCCAACUACAAGAACGACACCAUGAUCCGCAAGGAGGUCUUCCUCACCCCUUCUGUUCUCAAAGAGUGCCGCCGUAUUGUCUCCGAUUCCGAUAUUAUGAAGGAGGAUGACAACAACUGGCCAGAACCAGAUCGUGUAGGACGACAAGAGCUUGAGAUUGUGAUGGGGAAUGAACACAUCUCCUUCACUACUUCCAAGAUUGGGUCGCUAAUGGAUGUUCAGACUAGUAAUGAUCCUGAAGGCCUCCGCAUCUUCUAUUAUCUCGUCCAGGACUUGAAGUGUUUUGUGUUCUCCCUGAUCUCUCUUCAUUUCAAGAUCAAGCCGAUUUAAGAAAUGUUGAUGCUACAUCUUAUAUUUUGGAACUAUGCAUAAUGCACUCACCCCAGUUGACUUUCAUCUUCAUGACUUUGACUCUGUGUGCUUGGUAUUUUAACGUUCAUAGUUGAGUUCCAGGCAUUGCAUAAUAUGGUGUUACACUGGCUGUUAUUUCUCUUAAAAAAGAACUUUUGUCUAAUGGUAUUCUUUUGUAAACAUACUUUUAGAAAAAUGGACAAGUGCUAACCAGCAUUUGAUGAUGUCAUCAGAAUGAUUAGAAGACUAAAAACAGGUCUUUGAUGCACAUGUAAUGGGAAAUUAACAUAUCAUCCGACCAAUUACUAGUUGCA